GACACUGAGAUGACUACACGGCGACAUUAGAAAGGAAGAAAAGGCAGGGAGACAGAGAAGGCUGGGAAGGACUGGGGAAAAGGCAGUGCAGAGAGAAAGGUCAAGAAGAGAACAUAAAUCCUGCCUGCAAGUCUCAUCACAGGUUUUCCAUGGCAGAGAUUGGGUGCCCCGUGUCUGAACCGUUUCCACCUGGGAGCACCAUUCCAUCCAACCCUACUGUCACAAAUGACAUUAUUCCACUUUCUGCUGAACUGAAAGACAUCAAACCUGAGGAGAUACAGAAGAGUUCUAGUGAAGUACCAUGCUCAGAAAAAGUCCUGGAAGAUGGAGGGCAUAUAAAAGAAAAAGAUAAAUGCCUUCACAAUGACCCAUGCCCCCACGGUAUUGCAGAGGUUCACAUAUCUGAUGAAGCAUGUGCCCAGAUGGCAUCUGGUGCGAACCAUAAGAAUGAACAGGCAUCACUGUCUCUCACAGAGGAAGCCUCCUCAUUACACACAUACCUAGGAGAAGAGAACCCAUCCCCAACCAAGCAAUAUUUUCAGAGGAGUCAAGCAGAUACCCUUCAAGUACAGCAAAAGGCCCAUAUUCAUCCUCUUCAAAGUGAAACAAUUGAGUCUAGCUCUCUGAAUAAGAAACAAGAAGCACCCAAUCCGUCCUUAGUUUCUAAGGAGCCCACACAUACACAACAAAGCAGCAGUGCCACCACUUUCUGCGUAGCAGAAAGCAGCCCAAUCCAGCCAAGCUCUGUUCAGAUUUGCACUUCUGGCAGUUCUCAGGUGUCAGGAGAGUUUGCGAGGGACAUUAAACCCUCUACGCUUGAAGCGGCUGCUUGCUGCAGCCCGUACCAUCAUGUAGCUGUUGAGGACACGUUUGCUGCCUACUGUCACCCCCAGCCCAUACCUGCUCCUGCCCAACUUGUACCACGACUAAUGAACAUGGAGGGAGACUACAAGGGAAAGAAAGCAGGACCAACCUUGUUAUCUCUUCCUCCACUCGUUUCCUCCAUCAGUGAGACAAGACUGGAUUCUAAAAGACUGGUCCACUGCUGUAGUCUGGACUGUAAAUGGCCUGGUCCUUUGCCCCAGGGUGGAAGUAGGGAGCAAUCAAUGAAAGAGGGUAGAAACAUGAGAGAUGCAGGGACUAUGACCUCCUGCAGGGAGCUGAAGGACAUAGGGGUGCAAGUGGGUCAAGACUCAGAAAGGUCACCUCAACAUGUCUUCCCAAAGGUAUGUCUGGUGGAUGAGGGGGUGAAUGGAAAUGACAAGCUUCCAGUGCAACAGAAAACUCCUGUAAAGGAUGUGAAGUGGGAUUCAGAAGGAAUGACAUGGGAAAUCUAUGGUGCCUCUGUGGACCCUGAGGAACUGGGCUUGGCUAUUCAAAGGCACUUGGAGCUGCAGAUCAAGGAGACUGCAGAGAGAGCAGCAAGGCUCUCACAGAAGAACAAGACCACUUCACACUUGGGAAAUGAGAAAAGGAAAUGGAAGAGGAGGACGGGAGUAAUUGCAGCUCUUCGUCCUUCAAUCUGUUGUAGCCGGCCCUCUAAUGUCGUGGAAUAACUACCAAAACGAUCUGGGUUUUGUAUUUUCAAGCAUCAUAGAUUUCUCAGAACUUGCAGAUGAUGUAUGAAGCAGGUUAUAUUUGAAGUACAAUAAUGGAUGAGAGAGAACAUGUGCCUAAGUCUUCCUUUCAGUUUCAGAACCACAUGCAUUGCUUCGGAAAACUUUAGAGUGACCUUAAGGGCUAUUUGUUUGGUAUGUAAUUCAACCCAUUUUUCUGUCAGUGGAGCACUUUAUUUCUUACAAGCAUUUUGUCACUCUUAAGCAGCAGAGUACUGAGUUUAAGACAGUAAGGGGUAAGACAGAAAGCACAAACCCAGCUGUGAGCCUGAGACCAUUUGACACCUGUUGACUCCUCACUAAAGUUAAACAACUCAGCUGAUAAUGCUCAUAUAAGAUCACAGACAAAGUACUUAAUUAGGUAAAGCUGUUAGUGUAAAUUCCAAAGGUACCUGAGAGACUGAACAUGAUACUGAACUUUGACCCUGUGCUUCCUGACAUGUCUGAGGAGGGCCAUGCUAAGCGAAAAACCUUAUGCAGCAAUACAAUGGCCAAAUAAGAGUCUCUGCUGUUCUUGAGAAAUGUCUUAAGCAAGCUUGAAAUAUAAAAUAUGUCUUUGGAUAGCCAAGAAUUAAUAGUUUUAAAAAAAUAGCACAUUAAGACUUGAAAUAAUGAAGGCUUAAGAGAACCUAGAGGUCAAAGCAAGAGCUCUGUAUCUCUGUAGUACCUUAGUUGGUAUUUUCUGAUUUGAGUGAGACACCUCUGAAAUCAAACAAUCAUUUUUAAACAGUACUGGAAAUCUGCUAGUUGGUUGUUCUAAACAUCUGAUUUUAUAAUUAAAUAAUGUUAAAAAAACCUUACAGGAAUGUAGAAUUAGCAUAAUGGAAUUUAUAGUUAUUCUACGAAAUCGAGUCGUACAUGAGCUGAUAGCCGAGUUGGCUAUAAGCCAUGUAGGAUGAGACUGAUAUUCUAUCCACAGUCACUGGAUUUUGAGAAACAGAUCAUUUUUAUUGUUUGCAAAUUCGAUAAAUAAAAAC
Messenger RNA from Neoarius graeffei (lesser salmon catfish), 2593 nucleotides. Its product is annotated as G protein-regulated inducer of neurite outgrowth 2. Gene Ontology annotation, biological process: neuron projection development. The record is from RefSeq and is a predicted model, not a curated record. Gene Ontology annotation, cellular component: plasma membrane. The transcript is spliced from 2 exons. Lineage: Eukaryota; Metazoa; Chordata; Actinopteri; Siluriformes; Ariidae. Bases 150 to 1556 code for a protein of 468 amino acids.